This is a messenger RNA of Gossypium raimondii (Peruvian cotton), 1146 nucleotides long. RefSeq names its product proteasome subunit beta type-7-B. The record is from RefSeq and is a predicted model, not a curated record. The transcript has 8 exons. Gene Ontology annotation, molecular function: threonine-type endopeptidase activity. NCBI's taxonomy places the organism in Eukaryota, Viridiplantae, Streptophyta, Magnoliopsida, Malvales, Malvaceae. Gene Ontology annotation, cellular component: proteasome core complex. The coding region runs from base 133 to 957 and encodes 274 amino acids.
UUUCCUUCUCUUUAUAGGUUUCCUUCUAUUCUGCCAAAUCCCUACCCGUUCUUUCCUUGCUUUUAAAUUUUAUUCAAAUUUUAUUUUUAGGUCAAAUAAUCAAUCGAUUUGAGGAAAAAAUAAACAAAAGAAAUGUCGAAAUCGGUGAUCGAAACGCCUCCGAAGGGCGGAUUUAGCUUCGAUCUUUGUAAAAGAAACGAGAUGCUUGCAAAGAAAGGCGCUAAUCCGCCUUCGUUUCGGAAAACUGGUACCACAAUUGUUGGCUUGAUUUUCCAGGAUGGUGUUAUUCUUGGAGCAGACACGAGAGCAACUGAAGGGCCUAUAGUUUGUGAUAAGAAUUGUGAGAAAAUUCAUUACAUGGCACCAAACAUUUAUUGCUGUGGAGCUGGAACCGCUGCAGACACAGAGGCAGUGACUGACAUGGUCAGCUCACAGCUCCAGUUACAUCGCUAUCAUACUGGUAGAGAGUCUAGGGUUGUUACAGCAUUGACCCUUCUCAAGAGACACCUUUUCAACUAUCAAGGCUAUGUUUCGGCUGCUCUGGUACUUGGUGGUGUUGAUGUCACCGGACCCCAUUUACAUACUAUAUACCCCCAUGGAUCUACUGACACGUUGCCAUUUGCUACGAUGGGUUCUGGUUCUCUGGCAGCAAUGGCUGUUUUUGAAUCAAAUUACAGAGAAGGCCUUACCAGAGAUGAAGGAAUAAAACUUGUAACUGAGGCCAUAUGCUCUGGUAUCUUCAAUGACCUAGGAAGUGGAAGCAAUGUCGAUAUUUGUGUAAUUACCAAGGGCGGCAAAGAAUACUUGAGGAACCAUCUUCAACCUAACCCUCGCACUUACACCAGUUCCAAGGGCUAUUCGUUUCCAAAGAAGACAGAGGUCCUCUUGACAAAAAUCACGCCAUUGAAGGAGAAAGUUGAGAUCAUUGAAGGAGGAGGAGAUGUGAUGGAAGAGUGACACGCUUAUUUAUGUUACUACAUCAUCUUUAUAGCCUCACUUAUGCUCUGUCAAAGAAGUGUUUAUCAGUAGUAUUCUGAAAUUGUUUGUUUUCACCUAAGAUUUUGUUGGCUAAUGAAUCUUUUGAGGUGUUUUUAACAUUUUAGUUAAAUGAUUCAAAUGGAAAUGUUAGUAGUGAAUUUCAGAGCA